Homalodisca vitripennis (glassy-winged sharpshooter) is the source of this 5453-nucleotide messenger RNA. Its product is annotated as double-stranded RNA-specific editase Adar-like. Gene Ontology annotation, biological process: adenosine to inosine editing; RNA processing. Gene Ontology annotation, cellular component: cytoplasm; nucleolus. Lineage: Eukaryota; Metazoa; Arthropoda; Insecta; Hemiptera; Cicadellidae. The record is from RefSeq and is a predicted model, not a curated record. Gene Ontology annotation, molecular function: double-stranded RNA adenosine deaminase activity; double-stranded RNA binding; tRNA-specific adenosine deaminase activity.
UUCUCUUCUCCGUGUCUGUGCAAACUGCAAACGCCAAGUCAAAGUCGGAGUUGCUUGGAGUCAAACCACGGUUGGACUGUUUCUUCAUCUGAUAUUUGACCCUCAACAUUGUUGCUGUGUUGGAGACUGUGUUUAGUCCAUAUUGAAAUUUUGUUUCAUAAGUUUUCGAUAUAUUUUGAUUGAACGUGUGUUUAUUUUCCGAAUUUACAUAGAAAUGGCAACGGUUUUGUGUCAGCGUCCACGAUCUACUGUGGGAAUGGGAGGAGACAUGAAUGAUGGAUUCUCGAGCUCAAGCCAGACUGGAAGUGAGGAUGGCAGUAGUUCACUAUCGUCCCAGGUGUCGAGCUUGGAAUCGUCUCAAUCAUCUCUUGAAGGAAACUAUUCAGAGGCAAUGGACACCGCAGAAGUCAAACUGAAGGAAGAAGAAACAGCUCAUGGUCACAAAAGACCUGCCCAACUAAUAACUGCUACUGCUUUCAGCUUCUACGAAGAGUCAAAGAAUGGACUUCUGAUCUGCGCUAUUUGUGGAGAAUCCCUGUUCAAUGAAGGAUUAAAUCAAAGAAUUAUGAAACGCCCUGUAAUGCAACCAUCGCCAUCAGAAUCUCCACCUCUCGAAACGGACUCACCUGCAAGGAAGAAAAAGAAACAUUCUGGAAUUACAUCGCUUCCCCGAAAUGCUGUUUGUGUUUUGAACGAGAUGAGACCGGGUUUGGAGUAUAAGCUGGUAUCGCAGACCGGUCCCGUGCAUUGUCCCAUCUUCACGAUGUCAGUCAAGAUGGACGGCCAAGAGGUGAUGGGUCAAGGACGCACAAAGAAGCAUGCCAAGCAGGCGGCAGCUGAGGCUGCACUGCGCACGAUCAUACAGUUGCCUGAAAUGCACGUUAUGACGCUGCUCAAUCCUCAACUGCAAUCAGCUAACGUCGACUUUACCUCCGACUCCAUGGAGUAUGACGGCAGUGAGAACAAAGAUGCAGCCAUGCUAGAAGCGAAGACAAACGCUUCUCCUGGCCUGAAGGUUCUCUCCCGUCAUAUGCUCGGAGUGGAGAAGAGUCCUGUCAUGAUUCUGAACGAGAUGCGUCCUGGCCUCAAGUAUGAGUGCACCUCAUCCUCUGGCGAGUCUUAUGCUAAAUUCACCAUGAGCGUAUGCAUAGAUAGCAAGACCUUCGAGGGCACAGGACCUAGCAAGAAGCUGGCCAAGACGGCCGCUGCCAGGGCCGCCCUCUCUACACUCUAUGACUUCAAUUUCAACAUGCCCGUGAUGCCAGUGAACAGUGCGCUCAACCCCCCACCCCUGCCGUUUACUACCCUCCAGUCCCACCAGGCUGAUAUCAUCGCAAAGCUGGUGUUGACCAAGUACAGCGAGCUAAUGGAGGGAGAUGCGACGCACGCGCGGCGCAAGGUGCUUGCCGGAAUGGUUAUGACACGAGGAGAGCUGACAAAUGCUACCGUCAUCUCUAUCGGCACCGGCACCAAGUGCGUGGGUGGUGACCACAUGAGCGUCAACGGCGCAUCGCUCAACGACUCACACGCGGAGAUAGUAGCAAGGCGGGGACUCUGUGUCUACUUGUACUCUCAACUAGCCCUGCAUUCCAGCCCAGAAACGGCAAGUGAAUCGAUUUUUGAAGUGAAUUUGGAAGGAAAAGGAUUCAAGCUUCGAGAUGAUGUAAAAUUCCAUUUGUUUAUAAAUACUGCACCGUGUGGCGAUGCAAGAAUUUUCUCUCCGCACGAAGUUGAGUGCAGCGGGACAGAAGCCCAGGACAAACAUCCCAACCGCAACUCGAGAGGUCAGCUUCGGACCAAGAUCGAGUCGGGAGAAGGGACCAUUCCGGUCAAAUCCAGCGGUGGUAUUCAGACGUGGGAUGGUGUCCUACAGGGUCAGAGGUUGUUGACGAUGUCCUGCUCAGACAAGAUAGCUCGCUGGAAUGUGUUGGGUAUUCAAGGCUCUCUGCUCUCACAUUUCAUCGAGCCCAUCUAUCUGGAGAGUAUCAUUCUGGGCUCUCUCUUCAAUUCGAGCCACAUGUACAGAGCGGUGUGUGGCCGGAUAGAGAGCACGGUGCAAGGACUUCCACCUCCAUUUCGAUUCAACAAGCCUAGCCUCGGAGUCACCAGUUCACCCGAAACCAGACAACCGGGCAAGGCUCCCAACCACUCCGUUAACUGGGUCAUUGGAGAAGAAAGGGUAGAAAUAAUCAACGCUAUGACUGGUAAGGCCGAGCUGGGAGCUGCUUCCCGACUUUGCAAACAGAGCAUGUUCCGGCACUUCUGUAAUGUGGUGGACAAGCUACCGCAAGCCUCCAAAUUCCUGGGGGAGGUCAAGGACAAGCUCUACAGUGAGCUAAAAGCCAAAGCAGAGGAUUAUCAGAUGGCCAAACAGCAACUGAUGCAGGGAUUUUCCAAAGCUGACCUAGGCUCCUGGCUGAAGAAACCACUGGAACAAGACCAGUUCUGUCUGGACGACUCAGUGUUCAAGCUGCCAAUAUCACUGAGUCUCGCUCAAUGAGUCCAACAUGGAUCAGUGUGAAAAAUUAAAAUCUUGUAGUUGAUAUGUAUAGCUACUGUUCAACUGGAAAAUAAGUACUCACCAAGUAAUGAUUUGCUUGGAGUGUAUAAAACAUGUUAAAAUUUCACAUUGUAAAGUAUAGUUGUCCAAAAGAACUAACAAGAUUAUACAUGUUAAUCAAACCUAGUGAACUUGUUUCAGUGAUUUUAUGGGAAACUACCAAACUUAGCAAUAGCUUUAUUUAAAAAGUUUAUAUUAGUAGAUAGAAAUAUAAAUAUCAGCUUAUUGACAACAUGACUAUUCCUGUUAUAGUCUGUCUUCAAAUCCUCUUUGUCUGUUAUGUCCUAAUUAAAUUAGGUAUUUCUUUAUUGAGUUACGUAACAUUUCUACAAUAUUCUUGUGAUACCCAAAUUAAUUUUUAGCAAGUUUUUCUUCAAUAUUUACAAGAAACUGGGAAAGUUUUUGUUGAUUAUUUCAUUUCAAACAAGUAAAAAAAAAAAAAAACUACCUACUCAGUAAUGUCAGCUACAGUAAUUGUUGACUUUAGCUACACAUAUUUUAACAUAAGAUUUUAAUUUUUUAUAGCAAGACCUUGUGAAAUGUUAUUUUAUUGAGAUUAAUUUUGGUAUUAGUAGUGUUGAUUUAGUUGCAUUGUUGUUACCACUUUUGGAAAAGAAAAUAGUAUGGUUCCUCAUCACUUGUAGCUCCCUAAGCACCGUAGUCAUAUCUCUAGUAUCAAAUACCAUAGUCGGAUAGUGUAUUUUAUCUCUUUCAGUUCAUGUGGACCUUUCCAUGUGUUUUUAGCCACAUGUGGAAGUAUCAAGUAGUACAUGCUUGUAUUAUGUUAAUAUACCUUCAACUUGUCUUGAGUCAGAAUAUUCUUACAGGACAGCAGGCUGUUUUCAAUUGUGUACGUAGAUGCAAAUUUGCAGUGUUAUAUAUCUAGUAGUUUUGUGUAGAAAUUGUAUAUAUAAAUAAAUUAUUUUAGGAUGAUAUGUCUUUUUUAAGAUCUCGCUUACGUUUAUAGUUAAGUAAGAAAACAUAAUGGCUAGAUACCUACUUGUAUAAAUUCAUUUAUGUACUUUUCUAUAAUUUAUAUAGCCGUAGUCUAUUGUUUAUUUUUAGAAAUGAUGUAUUUAGUAGUGUUAUGCUUAUGUUUCUCUGUUGUUUACUGUUAAUUACAUUAUCAUUCCAAUUCGCAUUUUUCUUACCGAGUAUACUUUAAAGUUUGGAGAAAAUGCUUGGUGCUCUCUCUUAUUCUGUGUGAAACGUUAACAUUGUGUAUUAACGGUUUGUUUAUCAGAAUUUGCAAUAAAACACAUCAGUGCCAUUAAAUAUUACUUGUACACAACUAUGUGACCUGUGACCUCUUUUGUGGCCAGAUUGUGAUAAAUAUGUGGUUAAAUUGUUUCGUUAUUACUUUGUCAGGGUUAUCAUUGGGUUGUAUAUGAUAGUGCGAGGAUCGGCUCAUAUUAAGAAAUGUUGUAUUUAAAGUGUUACAAUUAAUACUUUUUGUAAGUAAAAUAAUUAUUGAAGAUAUUGGUUUCAUAAAGUUGUUUUCAAUAUAUAAGCUGUAUUAAAUAUACACAAUUAGUAAAAGAAGUAGUUUCCAAAUGUAAAAAAUGUCAAACAUUUAUAAGGAUUAGUUUAAGAUUUUUAAAACUGAAAAUUCAAAAAUGUUCAAACUGUUUAUUAAUAUUUUUAGAAAAAUUAAGUGAAAGUUAUACCAAUUUUUGGAGGUUUAUUACAACAUUUAAUUUGUUUUAAUGAGUAAAAAUUGCAGCUAAAUAAUUUUUCUUUAAAUAAGUUAAAUUUUUAGGAUAAAUCAACUGCUUACACACCUGGAAUGAUGAGUGAAAGUAGAACUACUAUAAGCUUUAUUGUAUUGAUUGCUGUAAAAAUCUUGUUUAUGAUCAAGUCAAACUAAUCUAAUGCUUAAGAAUUGUUGUAAAGCACUUACAGUACUAUGCACUUCAUCUGUUAAUGUGAAUUGUCCCCAUCUUAGAUAUUGUUAUUCGUAUAGAUAAACCUGUAAGGUCUGUGUGAUUGCUCUGCUCCAACUGAAUUCAAAAUUGUUACAAACCACUCUUGAUCUGAGUUACCCCACACUUAUCUAUCUACACUUGCAUCAGUUUUGCUGAUGAUGGCAAAUGAAAACGAUGAAGUAAAACUGAUCUGCUAACCUAAAAUUUAUUUCACAACAGCAUUAUACUAAUUUAGGCAUUAUUGUAUUUGCUGUAAUUGGUUGAAUUAUUUGUUCAAUAAAUAUUCUGUAACAUAAAUAUUUUUUUUUUCUUUAAUAUAUAUAUAUAUAUAUAUUUUUUUUUUUAUCAAAAUUCCUCAUUUUUGUCACUCCAAGUUGCUUCUGUGAUCCGAAUUUUGUAGAGCAGAGUAGACAAAUGGAUCUUUUAUUUCAUCUGCUUAGCAAUAUUUCAUUAUCUUCAUAAGCAUAACAGAUUCAUCAUCCACAAUGUAGAUAGACUAUGAUUUUUUUUAACUGAUAGUGUUCAUUAAUUUUAGCCUGUACAUAUUUUGUGAAUGAUUUCUGAUUCAUUCAGAAAUAGUCUUUAAUUCUACGAAAGUUCAAAAUAGUCAAUGUCAAAAUAUUUUACAUUUGAAUUGUUAAGAACCUUUUCUUCAUUUCUAAGUUUUAAACUACAUAUUAUUGUGUAAAAAUUGUACUUUUAAUCAUUUUUGGUAUUUGGAAAUCUAAAAUCUUUGCUUAGAUCUGUUAUUACAUAUUUUUACACAAUACAAUUUCUUAAUUUAUAAAAGUUUUAUAGCUUUGAACUGUAUUUUUUUCUUUCCUAAUAUUUUUUUUCAUCAGGUAAUAUUUAACCAGUGUCAACUGAUUUUGUUGAACAUUUGUUGGAAAACCACUAUCAGUAUUGUUCUAGAAAGUGUUCAAAUUGUGUAAAAAGAUCUAAAUAGUUAAAUAAAUGUUAAUACUGUG